Molecule: messenger RNA, 1521 nt
Organism: Penicillium argentinense
Lineage: Eukaryota; Fungi; Ascomycota; Eurotiomycetes; Eurotiales; Aspergillaceae
Product: MFS transporter
Exons: 6
Coding region: 1-1521 (506 amino acids)
Biological process (GO): transmembrane transport
Molecular function (GO): transmembrane transporter activity
Source: RefSeq, a predicted model, not a curated record
AUGGCGAAUUUGGCUGGCGAGCAUGACGACAAAGAGAAAAAUAUUUUACUAUCGUCACAAAAGCUCUCCUCGUCAGACCAAGACCCCGAGCCAGGCCUAUUGACCUCUGACAAUGCUAAUCUAAAACAGGUCACUUGGUCAGGCCACGACGACCCAUCCAACCCUCUCAACUGGAGUCAUGCGAAAAAAUGGACCGCAACUCUUCUUGUGUCAUGCUUUACAUUCAUAUCACCAGUGUCUUCUACGAUGGUGGCGCCAGCGCUAGAUACCAUGGCCUCUGACCUCAAAGUGAAGUCGGAAACGGAGCAGUACCUGAUGAUGUCGAUCUUCCUUCUCGCCUACGCCCUUGGCCCCUUUAUCAUUGCUCCUCUCUCUGAAAUGUAUGGGCGCGUGGUUGUCUUGCAAUCCGCGAACAUGUUCUAUCUUGUCUUCAAUAUUGUUUGUGGAUUUGCCACGACCUCAGGACAGAUGUUUGCUUUUCGAUUCCUCAGUGGCUUCGGAGGAAGUGCGCCACAGGCGAUCGGAGGUGGCGUCUUAAGUGACUGCUGGCGGAAGGAAGAACGAGGAGCAGCAACUGCCCUCUAUAGUUUGAUGCCUUUUCUAGGGCCGGCAGUUGGUCCAAUCGCUGGCGGGUAUUUAACCCAGUAUAUGUCAUGGCGAUGGAUAUUCUGGAUUGUUUCCAUUGCAGACGCUGUGGUGCAGGUUCUGGCCUUUUGCUUUUUGAGUGAAACUUAUGCACCGACGAUCUUGGCGACGAAGCGAAGAAACUUACAGAAAAAGACCAGAAACGAUAAACUUCACACCCAAUACGACAGUCCUGAUCGUACAUUUGGCCAGGAGUUGCGGAAGAAUCUGGUUCGGCCAGUCAAGAUGCUUUUCACGCAGCCGGCAAUCCAGGCACUUGCAUUGUAUCGAGGCUACCAGUAUGGCCUCAUGUAUCUUGUCUUGGCAUCAUUUCCUACGGUGUGGGAGGUGGUAUACCGAGAAAACUCCGGGACCGCCAGCUUGAACUAUCUCUCUCUUGGGAUUGGAUUUGUAUUAGGACUGCAAUUCUGCGGUCGUGCCCUUGACAUGAUAUGUAUAGGUCUUAAAAGGCACUACAAACACGAUGGCCGACCGGAAUUUCGCGUUCCCCUGAUGGUGCCUGGUGGCCUCUUAGUCCCAUGUGGCCUUUUCAUCUACGGCUGGACGGCGUAUUUUAAAACACAUUGGAUCGUGCCCAAUAUUGGUGCCGCAAUAUUUGCGUUUGGAUUGAUCAUCUCCUUCCAAUGUGCGCAAACAUACGUGUUAGAUGCCUACUCACGAUACGCAGCCAGCGCGACGGGUGCAGCAGCAUUUGUGCGGACAAUAGCUGGGUUUGCUUUCCCUCUAUUUGCAGACAGUCUGUAUAAGAACUUGGGCCUAGGAUGGGGUAAUAGCUUGUUGGGAUUUGUCAGUCUGGGCUUGGGAACUGUGGCUCCCGUGCUAUUGUGGUUUUACGGAGAGCGGCUCAGAGCCAAGAGCACAUAUUGUGCGGGAUAG